Molecule: messenger RNA, 1884 nt
Organism: Knipowitschia caucasica
Lineage: Eukaryota; Metazoa; Chordata; Actinopteri; Gobiiformes; Gobiidae
Source: the annotation of a GenBank genome assembly
AUGAGUUGUUUUGGACGGAGGUCUAACAAGGCGGCUCGGAUCAAGUAUCUCCAGGCCCAACUGAGGGCAGCAGUCGAAGCAAACGACACCCUGCUGAAGGAGGUCCAGGGAGAGAAGGAUCAGAGGGUCAAGGAGGUCCAGAAAGAGAAGGACCAGUGGAUCCAGGAGGUCCAGAGAGAGAAGGACCAGUGGAUCCAGGAGAUCCAGAGAGAGAAGGAUCAGAGGAUCCAGGAGACUCGUAUCGGAGAAGCUGAGAGCCGUAUAGAAGAGCUCAAGGCCUCGAGUCUGGAUCAGGAGACUGACAUGAAGAGGCAACAUGCAGAGAUGGAGAAGUUAAACAAGGCCCAGAAACAGGUGGAGACCUUUAACUCAAUCCUCAACCAGAAAAAUGUAAUUAUCACAAAACUGCGGGAAGACCUCACUAAAAGCAAAGAGGAGACGACGAAACUCAAGGGAGAACUGCAGAGAAUGACAGAGUUCUGGGAAGAAGCAGAGAAGAUGUCGACCCUUUCAGAGAGCACUGUGUCGGAGCUGAAGACUCAAAUCAAAGAGCUUCAAAACAACGGGACAAAGAAGGAAACAAGCCCCAAACUCCAGGUGAAAAACUCUAUUAAAUUAGACCUGGGGAACAUGGACCGUACCCCCCUGGCACAGUUCUUCGACACUUAUAUCCAGGAGCCUCAACACGAUGCAGCCAAACAUUUCAGACAGAUGCAAGAUUUAAAUGGUUUGUUUGAGCAAAAGCUGCUGUCGAUGCAGAAGAAUCACGACACGGAGCUGGAGACUGUGAGGCAGAGGUCUAACAAGGCGGCUCGGAUCAAGUAUCUCCAGGCCCAACUGAGGGCAGCAGUCGAAGCAAACGACUCCCUGCUGAAGGAGGUCCAGGGAGAGAAGGAUCAGAGGGUCAAGGAGGUCCAGAAAGAGAAGGACCAGCGGAUCCAGGAGGUCCAGAAAGAGAAGGAUCAGAGGAUCCAGGAGAUCCAGAGAGAGAAGGAUCAGAGGAUCCAGGAGGUCGGAGCUCAAAAAGAGGAGAAAACAAGACUGCAGGAGCAGACUCGUAUCGGAGAAGCUGAGAGCCGUAUAGAAGAGCUCAAGGCCUCGAGUCUGGAUCAGGAGACUGACAUGAAGAGGCAACAUGCAGAGAUGGAGAAGUUAAACAAGGCCCAGAAACAGGUGGAGACCUUUAACUCAAUCCUCAACCAGAAAAAUGUAAUUAUCACAAAACUGCGGGAAGACCUCACUAAAAGCAAAGAGGAGACGACGAAACUCAAGGGAGAACUGCAGAGAAUGACAGAGUUCUGGGAAGAAGCAGAGAAGAUGUCGACCCUUUCAGAGAGCACUGUGUCGGAGCUGAAGACUCAAAUCAAAGAGCUUCAAAACAACGGGACAAAGAAAGAAACAAGCCCCAAACUCCAGGUGAAAAACUCUAUUAAAUUAGACCUGGGGAACAUGGACCGAACCCCCCUGGCACAGUUCUUCGACACUUAUAUCCAGGAGCCACAACACGAUGCAGCCAAACAUUUCAGACAGAUGCAAGAUUUAAAUGGUUUGUUUGAGCAAAAGCUGCUGUCGAUGCAGAAGAAUCACGACACGGAGCUGGAGACUCUGUCCGUGGUGCUGAUGGUGCAGGAGCUGUCCAUGGUGCGGGAGCUGUCCAUGGUGCUGAUGCUGGUUGAGGUGGCUCAAGUUGCAUGUAUGGAAUCCAGGAGGAAGCACACCACCAGUCCCUCCACCACCUCCACAAUAGGACGCAGGGGCCCUCCAGUCCCCUACACCUCCUCCACAGAGUCCAGGGCCUCCUGUACCCCUCCUACCUCCGCCACAGAGUCCCCGGGGGCCCUCCAUGUCACCUCCCCACCUCACCCCCCACACGAGUCCCAGUGA